AUGGCGACUUCCAAUGGCAUCCUCACAACACCCACGAAAACCAUGGCAAACGAUAGAACUUCUUCUUCUUCCUCUGCUUCAAGGAAGCACCACCAUCAUCACCAGAAAAUCACCGAUUCGUCCUCUUCCUUUAAGGCCCGAUUUGAAGCCUAUAAUCGUCUUCAGGCGGCUGCAGUUGCAUUUGGUGAACAGCUUCCUAUUCCUGAGAUUGUAGCCAUUGGAGGGCAGUCUGAUGGGAAGAGCUCACUUCUUGAAGCACUUCUCGGAUUCCGAUUUAAUGUUCGCGAGGUCGAGAUGGGUACACGUAGGCCUCUCAUACUCCAGAUGGUCCAUGAUCCUACUGCUCUCGAUCCUAGGUGUCGGUUUCAGGAAGAGGAUUCUGAAGAGUAUGGCAGUCCUAUCAUGUUAGCAUCAGCUGUUGCAGACACCAUCAAAUCAAGAACUGAUGCACUGUUGAAGAAGACUAAAACUGCGGUCUCUUCUAAGCCGAUUGUGAUCAGAGCUGAAUACGCCCAUUGUCCUAAUCUCACCAUUAUCGACACUCCUGGUUUUGUUCUCAAGGCAAAGAAGGGUGAACCAGAGAGCACACCAGAGGAAAUUCUAUCAAUGGUUAAGUCAUUGGCUAGCCCAACCCACCGCAUCCUUGUAUUCCUUCAACAAAGUAGUGUGGAGUGGUGCUCAUCUUUGUGGCUGGAUGCCAUUCGUGAAAUUGAUCCAACCUUCCGAAGAACAGUAAUUGUAGUUUCCAAAUUUGAUAACCGGCUUAAGGAAUUCUCUGAACGUCGGGAAGUGGAUAGCUAUUUAAGUGCAAGUGGCUACCUUGGAGAGAAUACACAGCCCUUUUUUGUUGCCCUGCCAAAGGACAAGACAACAGUUUCCAACGAUGAAUUUCGCAGGCAAAUAGCCCAAGUGGAUGUUGAUAUUUUGCACCAUCUACGAGACUCUGUCCACGGAGGCUUUGAUGAAGAAAAAUAUAGGUCCCAAAUUGGCUUUGGUCGCCUCCGAGAUUAUCUGGAAUCUGAGCUUCAAAAGAGAUAUAAAGAAGCGGCACCAGCAACUUUGGCAUUACUUGAACAGCGUUGCAAUGAAGUCACUGCUGAUUUAAACUCCAUGGAUUCCAAAAUACAGGCUACUUCUGAUAUUGCUCACCUCCGCAGAUCAUCAAUGUUGUUUGCAUCUGCCAUCUGCAACCAUUUGGGAGCACUAAUAGAUGGAGCAGUAGAUCCCGACCCAGAGCAAUGGGGCAAAACAACAGAAGACGAGAGAUCAGAGAGUGGUAUCGGGAGCUGGCCUGGUCUUACAGCAGAUAUAAAGCCACCGAAUGGUAGCCUUCGCCUUUAUGGUGGUGCUGCUUUCGAAAGAGUUAUACAUGAAUUUCGUUGUGCUACAUAUUCAAUCGAAUGCCCUUCAGUUUCAAGAGAGAAGGUGGCGAAUAUAAUACUCGCUCAUGCUGGCCGAGGUGGUGGAAGAGGAAUUGUAGAGGCUGCUGCUGAGAUUGCGCGUUCUGCUGCCAGGUCAUGGCUUGCCCCUCUGCUUGAUACAGCUUGCGAACGGCUUGCAUUUGUGUUAAGAAACCUCUUUCAUCUAGCCAUGGAGAGAAAUCACCUUUGCCAUGCUGAUUAUGCAAAGAAAACUGUUGAUAUGGAUGGAUAUGUAGGUUUUCAUGCUGCUUUAAGGCACUCUUACAAUUGCUUUAUAAGGGAUCUUGCAAAAGAGUGCAAACAACUUGUUCGGCAUCAUUUGGAUUCAGUUACAAGCCCGUAUUCUCAAGUAUGUUACGAUAGUGAUAUCCUCUCCACUUCUGGUGGAAACCCUUAUACAUACCAAGCUUCAGUUAGCUCAAUAUCUCUCGAGUUUUCAGAACAUGCGGCAAAAGGCCAAGAAAAUAUACCUCCACAUAAGAAUGGUCAGGAGGACACCACACCUGGAAAACCUGUGGAAGCACGAGAGGCAUAUAUGACUGUGCCCGAGACCCCAUCACCCGAUCAGCCGUCUGAAGGAAAUUAUGUCAUUAAGAAGGAACUCGGAAACUAUAUUGAAGGUGGAGCAAAAAAACGCCAUUCCAGAAUACAGGGUAACUGCAAAGUGUUGGAUAACUUGAGAGUUCAAAAUGGUGGUCUUAAUGCUAACUCACGAUCAGGGUCAUCAUACUCCGAGAUUUGCUCGUUGGCUGCACAGCAUUUUGCACGCAUACGUGAAGUUUUGGUUGAGCGCAGCGUGACUUCAACUUUGAAUUCUGGCUUUCUGACCCCAUGCCGCGAACGACUUAUGGUGGCACUGGGACUGGAUUUAUUUGCGGUGAAUGAUGAAAAAUUCAUGGAUAUGUUUGUUGCACCGGGAGCGAUAGAUGUUCUCCAGAAUGAACGACAGUCGCUUCAGAAACGUCAAAAGAUAUUGCAUACUUGCUUGUCUGAAUUCAAAUCUGUUGCUAGAGCACUCUAAUGGAUUCGGUUAAACCAUCCCAGAGAGAGUUGCUUCCAUCUCGUGAGCAAUAAUCAGAUCUGAAAUGAUGAAUCUUUACAGCCUUCGUUACAGUGAGUCAUAUCUUCUUCAGUAAAACACACAGUUUGUGUUUGGUAUACAGACAGGACUAGAGUGAGGUAGGUAAGUGAAAUAACUGUCCAAUAUUUUAGUGUUUGACAUGGAUAGUUUAGUAAUUUACAUCUUGUUCUAUCUACCUGAUUUUUGUUUCACCUAUUUUGGUGGGACAAAAAUGCAUGUUUGGCCUGCUCAAUCCUG
Molecule: messenger RNA, 2739 nt
Organism: Cynara cardunculus var. scolymus (artichoke)
Lineage: Eukaryota; Viridiplantae; Streptophyta; Magnoliopsida; Asterales; Asteraceae
Product: dynamin-related protein 5A
Exons: 8
Coding region: 1-2442 (813 amino acids)
Cellular component (GO): cytoplasm; membrane; microtubule
Molecular function (GO): microtubule binding; GTP binding; GTPase activity
Source: RefSeq, a predicted model, not a curated record